Protopolystoma xenopodis is the source of this 264-nucleotide messenger RNA. The record is from the annotation of a GenBank genome assembly. Lineage: Eukaryota; Metazoa; Platyhelminthes; Monogenea; Polystomatidea; Polystomatidae.
AUGCAACAUAUUCUCAAAAAGACUCAAGACAAUAUUUCUAGUUUCAUCAUUGAUAUGGACAAUCUGAAUUGGUUUCGUUCUCAAGUCGCUAACAGCAACCUUACUCGUGAAUGCCAAGAUGAAACGUGCGAUUCGAUUAAACGCUUUACCUCAUCACAGCCUUACGAAUUUCUAGUAACCCUUAAACGCCAAGCAACUGGAUUUGGCUUUACUAUUGUUGGCGGUGCUGAGGAGGGGACUCAAGUGAGCAAAUUUUCUUCUUAA